AUGUCGGCCCCCGGGGGCCUCGCCAUCCUUGUGGAUGAGAAACGGGUGAAUGAACUCUUACAACAGAAGAGCGGGAUCAAGGCGUUGCUCCGGUCAGCUUUCAACACGAUUCUUUUUGUGUGCUUCCUUCUGCUCUUCACCUCCUUAGCCCUCAGCGAGCCACGUGACAAGAUGCGAGCCUUCGAAGGCUUCCUGCGGAAGCGUUUCGAUGAAGCCUCACCCAUUCGACUGAACAGUGUUCAUUCAGUGGAUAGCUUCUGGAGGUAUUUCAACGAAUCCUUCCAGCCGGCCAUCUAUGGUGCAGAUACGGCCAGAUAUUACUUUCCCGGAGCGGUGGUUCCCACCUGGCUUCAGGUGCUGGGGCCCAACUACCUUUAUGGCAUGGGACGGAUGCGCGUGUUGAAUGUACAGCCCGACUCGGGGUGCCAGGCGGACCACCCGUGGACGACGGACGGACCGAGUCCGGACCCGAGCGGGAUGGAGCGGGUGGACGAGGGCACGGUCGACUUCGGGAUGGAGCGGAGCCAAACCGAGGCCGGUGACACGGAGGUGACCGAGGUGGCGCAGCAAUACCGGAGCUAUUUUCCCACGUGCUACGGCGCCUUCGACAUUGAUGCGAUGGAUCGUGAGUCCUUUGGGCCUCCCAACGAAGAGGGGGUUCCAAGCUAUGAUUUCUCCCGUGAGACGUUGAGUAUGGAGAGACAUGAAGGCUACCUAGCCACUUAUCCCUCUGGAGGCUAUAUGGAGAUGUUUACUCCAGACUACCCGACCACGCACGACAAAUUCCUGCAGAUGCAACAGGAUGGCUUCAUCAGUGAGAAGACUCGCGCGAUCUUUUUGGAAUUCACCAUCUACAAUUUCAACCUCGGCCUUUAUGGAGUGAACCGGAUUGUAUUUGAGGUUGCAGCUGCUGGUGAUUGGACACAAACCUAUGAAAUUGAUGUCCUCUUACAGAGGCACUUGCAGCCCUUGGGCACAGGAACAGCCGAGGAUUGGCUCAUUUUGAUUUUGGAGGCAGGCUUGGUGCUCUUCGUUCUGCGCUAUGUCUUGGAGGAAGCAUCCGAAUUCGACUACCUGGAAAGCAAGUCCUACAAACUCUUCCGUCGCCUCCGAAAAUCGGGCAAGCUGCACCUUGGUGUUCUUGGGCGUUCGUGCGCGGCUGUGGUGCUCCGUCUCCAAUUCCGGGGUGAACCCCGAUUCCGGAUCGGAUGGGUCAUGGAGGGGCCAGCGCCCGCUGCCGAUAGGGCGCCCGCGUUUGGAUGUUCGUCGCAGCGUUAUGGCUUCAGAGCUGUGGCCAUGGCUUUGUCGAAGCCUCACCAUGUUCUUGAUGAUCCGUGGCUUUGGUUGAAGCCUCACCAUGAUGCCUGGGAGAAGCAGGUGGCCGAUCUGGAGGCAGAUCCGCGACUCUACUGA
This is a messenger RNA of Durusdinium trenchii, 1413 nucleotides long. The record is from the annotation of a GenBank genome assembly. NCBI's taxonomy places the organism in Eukaryota, Dinophyceae, Suessiales, Symbiodiniaceae.